AUUUCAAUGUGCUAUUUCAAUUUUCAGUAGCAAAUGUGUAUAUAGAAAAAUGUUAAAAUUGAUGUAUUUGAGUACCUUAAAAAAUAUGAGAAACUGGAAGAAAGAUAAUAUUGUAAAGCACCUACAUAUGUCCUAGGCCUUUUGUGUACAAGAUUAUUUGUGACGAUUGUAAGGCAUGAAGGCAGGUAGGAUUAUCUCUGUUUUACAGAUAGGGAAGCUGAGGCCUAGAGGUGGAAACUUGCCCAGUGAUGUAAGAUUCAUACCCCAGUUAUGCCCUCCUGGAAAGCCCUUCCCAACAUAUUAUGUUGUCCAUAGAGGGGAAAAAAAUGAGCAAAGACAGAUGUCUUAACUCUGGUAUGUGACUAAGAUAUAGGAAAUUUAUAGAGGAGAUUCUAUCAGUGUGCCCACUUAUUUUGUGUUUUAUGUUCUGAGAACGAUUACCAGCCAUCUUAAAUUCUGUGGUUGGCAAAGCUCCCCCGGGCUUGUUGCUCGUUGGCCCCUGCUUGCUUUGAGACUUUGAUGCCAGGGCAGGUUGAGAGGAACUGACUUCAGCUGAGUUUGAUCUUGGAUCUGGGAAAGAGAAAUGCUUUGAAAAUCAUGGCAACCCUGGGAGGUUUAAAAGAUAUUAAUGUAUCCUGGAGAGUUUGAGGCUUUGCAGAAACUUAUUGGCAGAGCAGAAUGAUUCUGAAAAAUGAUAAAUCAGGGGAUAAGAUUUGAUAAGGUAUUUUUCUGCCAACUCGGGUAUUCACUUAGCAUUGUUUAUCCUUUGUCUAAUACAUGUAUACGCAUACUUCCUUUGUGAGCUUAUCCUACUUACAAAGUUUUAUCCCCAGCUUCAGCCUUGCUUUGGGUCUCCAGGCCCAAGUUUCUCACCAUCUCUUGGAUGAUUGCUCCAGCCUACCCUGCUGCCACCUGGGAUCCAACAUGUUCAAACCCAGCUGUGAACUUCAGAGUAUUAAAAGAAAGCGCCUUUGCUUCAGCAGUUUGUUAUUAAGACGGGGGCUUGGGUCAUGUUACCUCCACCAAUGUGUAAGGUGAAAGUCCUGUUAGGUAAGAGUUUUUGUGUUUUGUGCUUUUUGGGUUUCAGUAUAGGGUUUUUCCUGCAGGGCUAGAGGGAAAGUACUCCAGCAUUUCCAGCCAGUGGGGUGCAAAAUUAUUUGGGCCUACAGCUUUACCUGUUCCUUUCAGGAACAUUUUUGAAAAAAAAAAUCUGUUGAACCAUGUGAAAUUGCUGAAUGCUGAUGUUUGGCCAUUUUCUACUUAAAAAAUAGGCCAGCAGUUUGUAAUUCAAGCUAAUAUAUGAACUUUUUGAAAAAGCUGUUCUGGGACACUUAAAAGGUAAGACGGACGCCAGAUUUCCAGAGCAAGGGGAGGAGAGACCCGAGCAACAUCACUUCCCUUGAAGACCUGGCUCCGGAGCGCGGCCGGCCGAGGACUCCGACUCCACGCGCCGGUGUUAUUUACCCCGGCCCGCGCCUACCUCGUCACGGCUCGUUUUGCGGCCGCCGUAAAGCGCGGAUGCGCGGCGUGGUCACGGCCCUUCAGUGCUUGUGACGCAGGCGCCCUGGGCAUUUUGGGCGGGAAAAAGAAGCAGUCCUGGGUUGUACCCGGCGCGGUUGGUAGCAGCUGCUUUCUCGGAGGUCGUAUCCCUGCCCGGCAUGGGGCUGCUGGAGCUUUGCGAGGAAGUGUUCGGCACCGCCGACCUUUACCGGGUGCUGGGUGUGCGACGCGAGGCUUCCGACGGCGAGGUCCGACGAGGCUACCACAAGGUGUCCCUGGAGGUACACCCGGACCGGGUGGGCGAGGGCGACAAAGAGGACGCUACCCGCCGCUUCCAGAUUCUGGGAAAAGUCUAUUCCGUUCUCAGUGACAGAGAACAGAGAGCAGUGUACGAUGAGCAGGGAACAGUAGACGAGGACUCUCCUGUGCUCACCCAAGACCGAGACUGGGAGGCGUAUUGGCGGCUACUCUUUAAAAAGAUAUCUUUAGAGGACAUUCAAGCUUUUGAAAAGACAUACAAAGGUUCGGAAGAAGAGCUGGCUGAUAUUAAACAGGCCUAUCUGGACUUCAAGGGUGACAUGGAUCAGAUCAUGGAGUCUGUGCUUUGCGUGCAGUACACAGAGGAACCCAGGAUAAGGAGUAUCAUUCAGCAAGCUAUUGACGCCGGAGAGAUCCCAUCCUAUAAUGCCUUUGUCAAAGAAUCGAAACAAAAGAUGAAUGCAAGGAAAAGAAGGGCUCAGGAAGAGGCGAAAGAAGCAGAAAUGAGCAGAAAGGAGUUGGGGCUUGAUGAAGGCGUGGAUAGCCUGAAGGCAGCCAUUCAGAGCAGACAAAAGGAUCGGCAAAAGGAAAUGGACAAUUUUCUGGCUCAGAUGGAAGCAAAGUACUGCAAAUCUUCCAAAGGAGGAGGGAAAAAAUCUCUCAAGAAAGAAAAGAAAUAAUGGAAUUUUUCUCUUCAAAGGUCCUUAGGUGUAAAUUGAUGCCAUCGUAGGCAAGGUGCAGGCAAGAUUUGAAGGCAAAAGUCAACUCUUGAGAAAAGGUGUCUUUCCAGCCUGAAUUUUUCAGAUUGACUAGACCAACCAUCUUAGUAUUUCCUAGAAAGCACUUGACAUUGUGUGAGGUCUUACCAGAAGGAACUUGGUGGUGACAGUUGGGAAGGCGGAGGGAGGUAGUGUCCUUCCUGGCAGCACUUGUCUCCAUAGAUCUUCGGUACACAGAACUCUUAUCUAAGAUGUGGUUCUGUUCAUGCUGUUUUCUGCAGUGUGCGUGUCUGUUAGAUUAGGCUCUCUACCCAGCUAGAACACCUUCCAAACACUUGCUGGACAGCUGUCUUCCACAUACUUCCCAGUUUACAUUUGGUCUUAAUGAUCUUGAAUAGACCCUCUCUUCAUUUUACUCAACCAGGUUUUGUACUGAUGUACGGGUGUUAAAUUACUUCAAGCAUUUUUGUAAGAGUUGUAUAUAUUUAAAUAAAAAAAGUAAAACACGAUGAUUAAGUUCUGGGGGCUUUGUAAAUGAUCCCAGUAAAAUGUGACCUAGAAGAAAUAUGAAUGGUGUUUAGGAUGAGAGAAAAGUGGAAAGCAAUAGCCCCUGUCAGCUUUAUAAUAGAGGGCCUGGUUUCCCUAGCAUAGAGAGAUGUGUGUUGUAGUCCUGCCACUAAUUGCUGAAUGUCUUUCACUGAGCUUGUCUGAAUCUGUCUCCUUUUAUAAAAGUUAUUACAUCAAAACAGAGUGAAAUACAAACUUGUCAAACUGUAUGUAUUAAAUAUGUCCAGUUUUUUGGUUUAAAAAUAAUUGCACCGGCUUUAAGGGAAAACAGGGUGAGGGAAUUGGGCUAAAUGACUUCUUAGAGGCCCCUUUCUGACUCUUUAACUUUGAAAGGCGAGCCAUAUUGAUCUAAUUGUUAGUGAACUUGGGUAAUGGUUUGUGAGAACAAUACAGGGAUUUUCAUUUCUAUGUAGAUGAGUUGGUAUGAGAAUAUAUGGAACUUUUUAAGGAACUGUUUAAAUGUUUGAUUUAUAGACUAUUAAAUAUGCCAUAUGCAUAAAAUAAGCCUUUAGCUCUAAGGUAAAGACGACACAUUUUCAGUUUGUGACUACAAAUAAGUUAAAAAUAGUUUUUAAUUGUAUUAAAAAUAUAAUUUAAUGCAGGUUGUUUGAGGCAUCUGUCUUCAUAUGAUGGCAUUAGAACACCUUGGUAUAAAAAAAAGUUACUGUAAUUUAUGAUUAUUGAAUUUAUCCAUUCUGAAAAUUAAUAAGAUCUAAAACUGGCAUGAUAAUCAAGAUUUGUAUUUAGUGAAAUUUAAAAUAAAUUUAAGCCAUAGUUAAAA
Messenger RNA from Piliocolobus tephrosceles (Ugandan red Colobus), 3825 nucleotides. It is a transcript of the gene DNAJC9, whose product is annotated as DnaJ heat shock protein family (Hsp40) member C9. The record is from RefSeq and is a predicted model, not a curated record. Gene Ontology annotation, molecular function: heat shock protein binding. The transcript has 5 exons. Bases 1659 to 2438 code for a protein of 259 amino acids. Gene Ontology annotation, cellular component: nucleus; cytoplasm. Lineage: Eukaryota; Metazoa; Chordata; Mammalia; Primates; Cercopithecidae.